AUGGCCUAUAAUGACAUCGAAUAUUGGUAUCCAGCGAUAUGUGCCAUCACAUAUUACGUCAGCGUUUUCAUCUUAGCAGAAAUUUCUAGAAAAAUUGUUGAUAAGUACUGCAGGACCAACAGUUCCGCCCAAGUUUUCUUCAUCGAGCUUAUUGGAACAGUUCAAGCAUGUACUUGUGUUUAUGAAAAUGGAAUUAUUGCCCAGAUUUACGGUCUUUCCCCUGUUUUUGUAACAGUAGCAGUAAUCCUCUUCUUCACCGGAAGAGUCGCCAGGGGAGCAUGCAUUUCUCCUUUAAGACCAAUGGAGCUUGCUUUCAACAAAGUUAUCGGUUACAAGCGAUUGUUCGUUCUGUUAUCAGCUGAGAUCAUUGGAGCUGCUAUAGCUGCCCGUUUAGCCAUGAAUAUUUGGUACUACUCUGCCGAUUAUGCUUCCGUUCACGCUGAUGCUUUCAUAAGUGUAAGCAACUGUCGUCUUCAAUAUAAAGCUGAUUUCGCGAUGGUUAUCGCAUUCGAACUUGUCGGAACUGCUCUUCUGAGAAUUCUGGUAACCAUGAUUCCUCCACGCUACCAAGAAGUUGGUGUUCCAACUCUCAUCUCUUCGUUCAUCAUCGCUGCCAUUCUCUUGGUAGGAGUUCCAGGGCUUAACCCCGUUGUUGCUUCUUCUCGCAUGUUCGGCUGUCAAGGAAUUGAUCAAAAUACAUUCAUUGCCGUUUAUUGGAUAUGUCCUAUUAUGGGUUGGUUCGUAGGAGCUGAAAUUCAGAAAAAUCUUCUCCAGCAAGCUCCAUUGAAGUUGAAAAAGAAGACAAAAUAA
Molecule: messenger RNA, 810 nt
Organism: Auanema sp. JU1783
Lineage: Eukaryota; Metazoa; Nematoda; Chromadorea; Rhabditida; Rhabditidae
Source: the annotation of a GenBank genome assembly